Ustilaginoidea virens is the source of this 435-nucleotide messenger RNA. RefSeq lists its product as uncharacterized. Gene Ontology annotation, molecular function: RNA binding; structural constituent of ribosome. The coding region runs from base 1 to 435 and encodes 144 amino acids. The transcript is spliced from 3 exons. NCBI's taxonomy places the organism in Eukaryota, Fungi, Ascomycota, Sordariomycetes, Hypocreales, Clavicipitaceae. The record is from RefSeq and is a predicted model, not a curated record. Gene Ontology annotation, cellular component: ribosome; cytosolic small ribosomal subunit. Gene Ontology annotation, biological process: maturation of SSU-rRNA from tricistronic rRNA transcript (SSU-rRNA, 5.8S rRNA, LSU-rRNA); translation.
AUGUCUUCAACCACUCAGAGCGUCCAAUGCUUCGGCAAGAAGAAGACGGCCACUGCCGUCGCCCACUGCAAGGCAGGUAAGGGCUUGAUCAAGGUCAACGGCCGGCCUCUCAGCCUGGUCCAACCCGAGAUUCUGCGCUUCAAGGUCUACGAACCCCUCCUCGUCGUCGGCCUCGACAAGUUCGCCAAGGUCGACAUCCGCGUCCGCGUCACCGGCGGUGGCCAUACCUCCCAGAUCUACGCCAUCCGACAAGCCAUCGCCAAGUCCCUCAUCGCCUACUACCAAAAAUUCGUCGACGAGCACAGCAAGAACCUGCUCAAGCAGGCCCUCGUGCAGUUUGACCGCACGCUGCUCGUCGCCGACAACCGCCGCUGCGAGCCCAAGAAGUUUGGCGGUCCGGGCGCCAGGGCGCGUUUCCAAAAGUCGUACCGAUAG